CCCAAAAAUGGCGUUCAGGGCCUGGUCGCAUGGAGUGAGAGACUAAUUCAGUUUUAGAAAAACCAAACGUUAUUUUUUCGUCAACUCAUCUGUAUAUUCUUCUCUCCCAAAAUAGCCUGUUGUUAAAACGACUAGUCCCACCAUUGUUGAUUCUGUACUGAUGCUAUUGAGAUCUUUACACCUCGAAGUCCAAUAUGAAGCUUCCGAGUUGAUUAAAGACCUCAUGCGUUAUGAUGUACAGUUAGCCGUACUGAAGGGAUUGGUUGCAUUGUUAAAACCAUCUAAAGAAGAUAUUCAGGCCGAUAAACCAGAAAUCCUGAGUGGUAUGUUGCUACUUCGCUGCUAUACAAUAGCAGUGCACGGUCGUUUUCUAGCCAUAAGGGAUGCAUGCAGCAGGUUUUCUUAGUCCUGAAUAGGGCAAUAGUCGGGUAGCUUAAGAUUAUACAGUAAUAAGAUAUAUAAACAGGAUAUUUUGAAACAAACGGUUAUAGCACUUCUCCACUUACUUAAUCUCCUCAUAAAUUUCUUUCAUUUUCUUAUUGUUUUCGCCUGCAUUGCAGGCGUGAUGCUGGUUGGAGAACUGUUGUCCCUCGCUAUCGAACACCAUGGUUCAUACUUAAAUUGGCAUGGCUUCUGGAUGUGAAGCUUUUAGUGACUUAUAGCUAUUUCUAGACGCCCUCGUUCGCUUUCCGUGUCAUGUUAUCCAAAUUACAUUGUCAUUGGAUUAGAGAAACACCUAGUGCAUCCUUGUUUAUUCACGCCAUUCUUUUGUGACUUCACUUUCUCAAACAGGGUCUUGUACUUCUAACUUUAAGAUCUGAUUCAACUAAACACACAUCACAGACUAGUUCUUUAAAUCUAUCUGCUCUACAAAAGCCCCCCGUUGACUUACACUUCCAGACAUUAUAACAGCAUUAUAAAUUCUGAAUCUUCCCCUUGAAUCUUCCCCAGGUGAUAUAAUCAGUGAUCGCGUGGAACACGUAAAUAAAAAACAGCCUCACACCAUCAUCUCCUCGCGCCUCACACUACUACUGAUCUCCUAAUUAAUAUUUUGUUCAUGGCAAAAAUAGAGAUGAUUGGGGACGAGGCAGUUACAAUUUGUACUGUAACGAAAUGAUUAUUGACUAUACCCACCGCAGAUAAAUUCUAUAACUUGUUUUGGGAUUUUCGUUUUUGAUUUAAUUAGAUCCUACAAUGCCAGACUUUGGAGCGCCGUUAUCUGUCUAUGUUCAACAGGCAGCUGCUUGUAAGGUGAUCAGGUGAGGGAAGCUUGUUUCUCUCUAUACUACAUCUAUAAGUUCCUUGCGAUACAGGAUAUGUGGGUCAUUACAUACUAAUUUUUUGUUUUAAUUUUGUAGAAUACUUGCCCAGCAAUCGCCUGAAGUCGCAGAGAGUUUGGUCCAGGUGUGUGAGAUUUAGGCCACGGUCAAACGUCGAACUUUUCAUGUGCCGAACCUAAUGUGAUGAAGUGAAACAAAGAAUUUAGCUCAUUCAAACAUUAGGUUCGGCACAUGAAAAGUUCGACGUUUGACGCUGGCCUAAUUUUCUGUAGAUGUUUUACAGAAAACAUUUUUCUAUGUCCAGCACGGCUGGCCUUAUAGUAUAAAAUAUACGCUGAACUACUUAACUACACUUGGUGAUCAAUUCUUGGCCUAGUGCAUCAGUGACAUGUGAUAUGAUGGUCUGGAAGCCCGGCAAAUUUCAAACCUACAAUAUAGAAGGCGUUUGUUUGAUGUUGGUCUGUACUACACCGUGCACAAAUCUCAACUUCAUUAAUUAAAGGCUUUUUUCCACUAGGCGGAAUUUUCCGCGCGGAGCGGAAUUUCUCUUUGUCCUUUCUAAUUAAGGCCGUUUUCCACUAGGCGGAAUUUUCCGCGCGGAGCGGAAUUUUUCUUUGUCCUUUCUAAUUAGUUCCACCCGAGAAAUCACAAGGCAAAGAAAAAUUCCGCUCCGCGCGCAAAAUUCCGCCUAGUGGAAAACGGCCUUUAGUUCCACCCGAGAAAUCACAAGACAAAGAAAAUUUCCGCUCCGCGCGGAAAAUAACGCCUAGUGGAAAAUUAUAAAUACUAUUUAUCGUGACUGCACGUUUCAUUUCAGCUAUCCCUAUUGGACGAUUACUUCAUUGUGGAACAUAUAAUGUGCUCAAUUAGGGGCGGACCAUUAGAAAUCCCGGGAAGGGGGGGGGGGUAAAAAUUCCCCCAAAAAAAUUCGUGCAAAGAAAAAUGCCUGGAAAAAAAUUCGUGCAGCCAUUACGUCAGAGAAAAAAAAAUCGUGCAAGCAAACAGGAAAGUGCAAAUAGUCUUGAAAAAAAAUUCUUGCAGAGGUUAUGAGACUGAAAAAAAAUCGUGCCGCAAAAAUUUUAUACUCCCCUCCCGGGAUUUCUAAUAGUCCGCCCCUUACCGUGACCGUGCACAAAUUAACAUAAACUCAGACAAAAACAUAACACAUUGACUUAUGUUAAGUUUCCAGACCAUCACAUCUUGAUAGACUACUGUAUGGUAACACUAAUGCAAACAUUCUAACCAAGACGUUCAUAAUAAUUUUCUUGUUCUUGCUUCAGCUUCGUGUAGUACAUGGCUUACUCUUCGCCCUUGGAAACGCAAAUCACCCCGAUUCCCAAAGACAAGCUGCGAUUACCCUGGAAGUAAGUUAAAGUUUUAACUUUUUGCUAAUUAUAGAUACUUAUUUUUGCGACCAACAAGGAAACUGGAGAUAAAGGAAUAUAUUUGCAUGAAGCUCAGUCCUGUU
This is a messenger RNA of Paramuricea clavata, 2748 nucleotides long. NCBI's taxonomy places the organism in Eukaryota, Metazoa, Cnidaria, Anthozoa, Malacalcyonacea, Plexauridae. The record is from the annotation of a GenBank genome assembly.